Molecule: messenger RNA, 1257 nt
Organism: Pelagomonas calceolata
Lineage: Eukaryota; Pelagophyceae; Pelagomonadales; Pelagomonadaceae
Source: the annotation of a GenBank genome assembly
CGUUCGCUUCUGAGCUGCGCCGCGCCGGCGCGCCCGGCGCCCGGGUCCCUGGGGCUACGAUCGCGACGCGGGGCCCGGCUAGAAUACGGUUUUACCUGGCGCGGAAACAACGAUAAUUUUAAUAUUACAGGUUCCUACAUCUCAAGCUGCCCGCGCGGCGGAAUUCUAUGCUGCCCGUCGCUGGGAUCGAGAGGCUGCUCGUGGCCGCCGUGGCCACGGCCUACGUCUGCCCGGAGAUCACGACACAGCGCCCGGCCCUCUUCGGCCUCACGUCGGCGCCGCUCGACUUUGUGCGGCGGCGCGAGGAGCGCACGCUGCGCGACGCGCGAAGCGACCGAGACGCCAUGCCGGUCGCCUUCUACCACGAGGAAGGCGCCGCGUGGCCCCGCGGCGAGUUGCCCGCGGAGGUCGCGUCGUUCGCCGCGUGCGCCGUCGACUUGUUCGCGGCCGCGCCGUGGGUGCUGAAGUUUGCGGAGUCGCUCCGCGACCCCGCGAGUGAGCGCCGCGCGAAUCUGACGCAGUGGCUGCCGCGCGGGCUCGGCGAGGCGUCGGCCGCCGCGUUCCUCGCGCGGAAGGUGGCGGCCCUCGACCACGCGGUCGCGCGGACGCCCGACGGCAGAAGUGUAGUGUGGCUCGACGUCGACUGCGUCCUGGUGAAGAAGCCCGAUGGGACCUUCCUGGGUUUUCUAAAAACGGUCGACGUCGCGACGAUCGCGCGCGUGCCCGUGCGGCGCGAGCGGCCCGAGACGGGCGUCGUCGCGCUCACGGGCGGCGCGGCCGCGCGUGUCUUCACGCGGCGCGCCGUGGCCCUCUACGAGUGGGGCAUGGCCGACCUGGGGCGGCGCUGCCUGUUGCGGGGACCCAAGGCGCGCUGCCGCAGGCACCUGAGCCUGAACGACGUCGCCGUGUUCAAGCAGCUAUUGGUCGGAGACGGCGAGUGGCGCGACCCGCGCCUGCGGGUGGGCUGGUUCGCCGCGGGCUGCGCGAGCCGCGACGCCGACCGGCCGUGGGCGGCGGCUGCGCUGCAGUACGAGCAGCGCGGCGCGCACGGCGACAAUUUCUGCCACCGCGACGACCACGAGGAGGCCGUGAGCCCCUUCAACCUCUUCGAGUACGUGGCGCACAUGAAGGGCCGGAGCGGCGUCAUGGGCACGAAGCGCCGCGCGCCGGACUAAACAACAAACUAAAGUACACACAUCAAGGACGUACGGCCCGGGAGGACGCAACGGGUUUGUUGCAUCGUCCCGCGCCCCCCGG